AUGGCAGGCACGCCGAGGCAGCUCCGGUUGGGCGUCUCUUCAGUGCCAGGCUGCCAAGUGGGCGUGUUCGCCUGCGACCUCAUUCCGAAGGACACGCAGAUGGGACCGUACCCGGGAGCCCGAAAGCCGGCGGUAGCCUUGUGCAGGGACCCGUCGCUCGUUUGGGAGGCCAUCGACGGCGGCCGCGUGUGCUUCCUCGUGGAUGGCGCUGAUACGAUGAUGCCAUCUUGGAUGACGUACGUGCAGUGCGCCCGCCACGAACAGGAGCAGAAUUUAGACAUGCUGCUCCUGCCCGAAGGCAGCUUGUACUACAGGGUCACGAAGGACCAUUAG
Molecule: messenger RNA, 333 nt
Organism: Rhipicephalus microplus (southern cattle tick)
Lineage: Eukaryota; Metazoa; Arthropoda; Arachnida; Ixodida; Ixodidae
Product: PR domain zinc finger protein 12-like
Source: RefSeq, a predicted model, not a curated record